Messenger RNA from Emiliania huxleyi CCMP1516, 4080 nucleotides. RefSeq names its product putative ABC transporter. Gene Ontology annotation, cellular component: membrane. Lineage: Eukaryota; Haptophyta; Isochrysidales; Noelaerhabdaceae. Gene Ontology annotation, biological process: transmembrane transport. The coding region runs from base 1 to 4080 and encodes 1359 amino acids. The transcript is spliced from 15 exons. The record is from RefSeq and is a predicted model, not a curated record. Gene Ontology annotation, molecular function: ATP binding; ATP hydrolysis activity; ABC-type transporter activity.
AUGCCGCUGAUGCUGCUUGCGUUUGGCGAUGCCUUCGACCAGCUUGGUCUCAGCGCGACGCUGCCCGGGGCGAGGAACACCGGCUCCUCGGUCACAAAAAUGCUGCUCACCUUCAUCUACAUCGGCGCGCAUGCGCGGCUCUCCUCGUGGGCGCAGGUUGCGCGCUACAAGCGCGCCUUCCUCAAGGCGGUGCUGCGGCAGGACGUGGCGUGGUACGAGAGCGCGCGGCCGGAGGAGCUCUCCGCCCGCAUCGCAGACGGGAUGGCCAAGGUGGAGAAGGGGCUUGGCGGCUCGGUCUUCGUCCUCUUCGAGGGCGUCGGCUACGGCGUGGGCGGCCUGGUCGUCGGGCUGAUCUACCAGCCUGCGGUCGCGGGCAUCACCCUCGCCACGGUCCCCCUCCUCAUCCUCCCCGCCUCGGCGCUCAUGUACGUGCUGCAGAACGGCUCGCAGCGGGCCGGCUGCUCGGGCGAGCCGGGAGGAGCCGUCCCUCAGCCCUCGCCGCGCCCUCCUCGUAGGCUCAAAGAUGGCGGGUACGCGACCGAGGCGCUGUUUGCGAUGCGGACGGUCGUGGCGCUGGAGCUGGAGGGGCACUUCGCCGCCAAGUACGAGGAGGCCCUGCGCGCGGUGCGGCGGUGCCUCCUGCGGUGCCUCCUCACCGCCCCCCGCCAAGCGGCAGGCAUCCUGUACGGCUCCUUCACCCUCUCAAACGAGAUGGAGGAGUCCGCAUUCGAGUACGUCGUCGACGGGAUCCGCUACUGCGCGUACGACGGAGACAACACGCCGGCGGGCGCGACGCCCAACACGUCGUGCGCGCCGCUCGUCCCGUUCGAGAUGAACUGCAACUGGGCGGAGCUCUUCGGCACCGCCGCCUCGACGCCGCUCGACGCCACACCCCUUGGAGGCGGCGAGUCGAGCGCACAGCUCGGCGGGCCGAACCUCACCCUCCUGGAGGGGAUGGGCUUCGAGAGCGUCGGCGCCUUCAACGCGUACGUCGUCGCUUCCUCGCCGCCGGGGUACGACAAUGACGGGUACCACCCGUGCCGGAUGGCGGCCAAGCUGGUCCUCAUCGCCAUCCUCGCGAUGAUGAUGGCGGGCGAGGGCUUCUCCCUCUCCGGCCCGCCGGCGCAGCUGCUCGUCGUCGCAAAGCAGGCGCCAGAUCCUCCUGAGAUGGCGCGAGAUGCCCCGAGGUGGCGCGAGGUGCCCCGAGAUCAGCGGCGAGCGAGGGUGCGACCCCUGUGUGCGAGGGGCGGCGAGCGUGGGGUGCGGGCUCACCGAGCCUCGCUGGGCACAAAGGCGGCGGCGGACGUGCUCUCCAUCAUCAGCCGCGUGCCAGCCAUCGACUCCUUCUCCGAGGCUGGGCAGACGCCCGAGGCGGUGGCGGGGGAGAUCGAGGUGCGCGACGUGGUCUUCGCGUACCCCACCGCGCCCGACCACCUCGUCUGCAACGGCUACUCGCUCUCGGUGUCCGCGGGGCAGACGGUGGCGCUGUGCGGCGCCUCGGGCAGCGGCAAGUCGACUCUCGUCGCGCUGCUCGAGCGCUUCUACGACCCGCAGGGCGGCGCGAUCCUGCUCGACGGCGUCGACCUGCGCGACCUGAACGUGCGCUGGCUGCGCGCGCAGCUCGGGCUGGUGGGGCAGGAGCCGGUCCUCUUCCAAGGCUCGGUGGCGGACAACAUCCGGUACGGCAAGGCGGGCGCGAGCGACGCCGACGUCGAGGGCGCGGCGCGCUUGGCCAACGCGCACGGCUUCAUCACGAGCAGCCUCGCCGACGGGUACGCCACGCAAGUUGGCCAGGGCGGCUCGAAGCUUUCGGGCGGCCAGAAGCAGCGCGUGGCGAUCGCACGCGCCAUCGUUCGCAAGCCGGCGGUGCUGCUGCUUGACGAGGCGACGUCGGCGCUCGACAACGAGAGCGAGCGGGUCGUGCAGGCGGCGCUGGAUGCGGUGGUGGCGGAGACGCGUCGUACGACGCUCGUCAUCGCGCACCGACUGUCGACCAUCCGCAACGCCGACAGCAUCGCCGUGCUGAGCGAGGGCCGCGUCGUUGAGAAGGGCUCCUUCGAGGAGCUCGUCUCGCGGCCGGGCGGCGUCUUCGCCAAGCUCGCAAAGGAGCAGGAGGAGCUGCUCAAGGAGGACCGCGCCACGAUCGCGAGCGCGGCGGGCGACGAGGGCGGCGACUCGCUCUCGGCGAGCGGGCCCGUGGCGGCGGCGCUGGAGCCCCCCCCGGCCUCCACAAAGGAGGGAGAGGACGGGCUCGGGCUGGCGCGGUCGGAUCGCGCGGUGCACCUGCUGCUGAUGGUCCUCUUCUCUGGCGCGGCGUGCGUCGGCCCCUCCAUCGGCUUCUACUUCGUGACCGAGGCGAGGGCGGUGAUGGUCGUGCUGUACGACGGCGACCCGAGCCGGAUGCGAUCCGACGCGGUCGAGCUCUCCACCCGCCUCGCCAUCAUCGCCGGCGCAACCACGUUCGCCUUCUUCUGCUCGGGCUACUUCAACGGCGAGGCGGGCGCCUCGCUCACCGCCAAGCUGCGCCAGCGGGGCUUCGGCGCGCUGCUCCGCCGCGACGCCGGGUCCACGAAGACUGAUUCACGACUGCCUCGCGCGCUGCUCCGCCAAGACAUCGGCUUCUUCGACGCCAACUCUGCGUCGGAGCUGACCGCCUUCCUGGCGGACAAGGUGGACAAGGUCAAGACCAUCACGACGGAGCAGCUCGACCUGGUCGCGCAGCUGGUGGGCGGGCUCGGCUCCGUGCUCGUCAUCAUCCUGUGGAAGUGCUCGUGGCGCGCGCAGCCCUCGAGCUCGGCCGGCGCCGUGGAGGAGGGAGGCUUGCUUCACCGCCCGCUUGCCCGUGAGCAGGCAGCUCUUCCUCGUCUGGCGGACGAGAAGAAGGCGGCGCAGGGCAAGAAGGUCACCUCGCGCCGCUUCGUCGCAAAGGCGAGCGCGAGCAAGGCGAUCGGCGAGGCGGUGCUUGGCAUCCGCACUGUCGCCUCCUUCAACCUGGAGCAGCACUUUUACGAGAGCUACUGCGCCUCCAGCGCCGACGCGGCACGGUACGGCAAGCGCGAUGCGAUCGUCGGCGGCUUCUUCAACGGGCUGACUAUGGGCGUGCUCAUGUGCCUCGUGGGCGUCUCAUUCUACUACGCCGUCUGGCUCGCCGACCAGGGCAUCAUCACUCUCGCCAUUGCGCCGCUGCUCGUCCUCACGGGGGCGAUGGUGCCGCUCCUCAAGCUGGGCCAGCUCGCCAGCCUCAAGAGCGCAAUCGGCGCCGCCUCCCGCCUCUUCGCGCUAUUCGACCAAACGCCAGCCAUCGACUCCUUCUCCGAGGCUGGGCAGACGCCCGAGGCGGUGGCGGGGGAGAUCGAGGUGCGCGACGUGGUCUUCGCGUACCCCACCGCGCCCGACCACCUCGUCUGCAACGGCUACUCGCUCUCGGUGUCCGCGGGGCAGACGGUGGCGCUGUGCGGCGCCUCGGGCAGCGGCAAGUCGACUCUCGUCGCGCUGCUCGAGCGCUUCUACGACCCGCAGGGCGGUGCGAUCCUGCUCGACGGCGUCGACCUGCGCGACCUGAACGUGCGCUGGCUGCGCGCGCAGCUCGGGCUGGUGGGGCAGGAGCCGGUCCUCUUCCAAGGCUCGGUGGCGGACAACAUCCGGUACGGCAAGGCGGGCGCGAGCGACGCCGACGUCGAGGGCGCGGCGCGCUUGGCCAACGCGCACGGCUUCAUCACGAGCAGCCUCGCCGACGGGUACGCCACGCAAGUUGGUCUCAAGGGCAGUCGUCUUUCGGGCGGCCAGAAGCAGCGCGUGGCGAUCGCACGCGCCAUCGUUCGCAAGCCGGCGGUGCUGCUGCUUGACGAGGCGACGUCGGCGCUCGACAACGAGAGCGAGCGGGUCGUGCAGGCGGCGCUGGAUGCGGUGGUGGCGGAGACGCGUCGUACGACGCUCGUCAUCGCGCACCGGCUGUCGACCAUCCGCAACGCCGACAGCAUCGCCGUGCUGAGCGAGGGCCGCGUCGUCGAGAAGGGAACGCACGCGGAGCUUCUCUCUCUUGGUGGCUUGUACACCCGCCUGGUGAUGGCGGCGUCGUGA